AUGUUCAUGAGCGGGUACUCCCACUUUUUCUUAUCUCAUCGAAUAGUUGGCGUUUUCUGUGUGUCAAUGUCUUGUGGUUGGGGUUUGACUUUUGGAUGGUAUAUUGCUGUGGAGCCAUCUACUUACUUCAUCUCUGUGACUUGUUCGCGGACCGAAGUAUUAAGACGAAACAGUGAUGUCAAUCUUCAGCUCAUCUCUUGCGAGAACGUGACCAUCCUGGUGAAGUAUGGGUACACGAGGGUCCGUGUGUAUGAGUUGCUGAUCUUUUUAGUUGGUGUCCCCUCUUCGAGUUUCAAGGUUCCACCUUGUGCUUUGGUAUCUCAGAGUCGUUGGCGUGUUGUUGCAGAUGUGAUGGGAGUGGUCUUUGUCUCCAUGUCUGUUGCAGUUUGGCGUUGUGUUUUCUGCCAGAUUAGAUUCCUGUGGGAUUGUGGUUACGCCUAUAUGGUUGUGGUUUCCUCAAGUUCUUGUUUGGUUCUUAUGGUUUUUAAUCUGUGCUUGUUUCAGUUUCUCUUGAACCCAUCGUUUGAUUGA
Messenger RNA from Eruca vesicaria subsp. sativa (arugula), 531 nucleotides. The record is from the annotation of a GenBank genome assembly. NCBI's taxonomy places the organism in Eukaryota, Viridiplantae, Streptophyta, Magnoliopsida, Brassicales, Brassicaceae.